Morchella sextelata is the source of this 375-nucleotide messenger RNA. RefSeq lists its product as uncharacterized. The transcript has a single exon. The record is from RefSeq and is a predicted model, not a curated record. NCBI's taxonomy places the organism in Eukaryota, Fungi, Ascomycota, Pezizomycetes, Pezizales, Morchellaceae. The coding region runs from base 1 to 375 and encodes 124 amino acids.
AUGUCCCGCCCCGCAGUGUACCAAACCUUCCGCCAGAAAUAUAACGAUAUCACGCGUUACUACCGCAGCUAUGGAUGCGACAUCAGAGACCGAAACAUGUGCCAGCGCAUCGAAGAUUCGCUUCCAGUGAUCGAGACGCUGAUCGAGUUGAUUGAGACGUUGACCCCCUUAGUAUUGGAUAUGGAUGCGAGUAAGAGGAGAAGACUGCGCCACAAAUUGAAGGAUCUCGAGUGGAUAAGGCAGGAGAUGAAAAGGAAUCAAGAUGAUGAACAUGGUGGCGACAUUAUCAUGAAGAUAUUGGAUUUGGCAAUGCAGUUGAAGACGAAAGCCGUUGAGCUUAAUGGGGGUGAAAUUAUCUCAGUUACGCGGUAUUGA